Molecule: messenger RNA, 991 nt
Organism: Thrips palmi
Lineage: Eukaryota; Metazoa; Arthropoda; Insecta; Thysanoptera; Thripidae
Exons: 3
Coding region: 169-921 (250 amino acids)
Source: RefSeq, a predicted model, not a curated record
GUCAGCUGUCUGUUGUCUUGUCCGUCUGUCGUCUGCUGCUGCUGUAGCAGUAGGCUGCUUGGCGUGGCGCGGCAUGUCCUGUAGGUUAGAUCUCCCAGUAAACAUUCCGUUGCACUAAUCACCGGGCGAUAGAUUUGAUUCGGAACAUACCUCCUUCAAGAUACCAUUAUGAGUUCCAAGAGGGGAGAAACCACUCGAAAACGUCCCCAGAAGUAUCAAAAUACGAGGGCCUACAAGAACGAUUUGCACGACAAGACACCUCAAACAAAAUUCAUAAAUAGUAUUCAAAUUAGUAAUGUUUGUGAGCGAUGCAAAGGUAUUCUGGAGUGGAAGAUUAAGUACAAGAAAUUUAAACCUAUGAAAUUCCCAUCUACUUGUGUGAAGUGCUUAGAAAAAUGUGUGAAACAUGCAUACCACACUAUGUGCUCACCUUGCGCCAAUAAGCUUGGUGUGUGUCCUAAGUGUGGUAAAGCGGAGGAACUAGUUCAACCAGUUCCAACUGCUGAGGAGCGUUUGAAAUUAGAUCUCGAGAUGCAAGCUAUGCUUAAGAGCCUCCCCGAACGUAAACGGAGGACGUUUUUAAGAUUUCUUGAGAAAGGCAAAAAGAAAGCUCGGAAAGAUCGAAAGAAAUCAGAAGAUGAUGCCAAUGCUAAGUCUGAUGAACAAGAUACUUUGCCGAGAGAAGAUGGUGAAGAGGAUGAUACCAAGAAAACAACGCAUGAUCUUAUGGCAUUUUUGCAACGUUUGAAACUGUCUUGCAAGGAUGGAGAUGACAUGGAUGACUUCGAUGAUUUUGGAGAUUCUGAUGAUAGUUUUGAAGACAGUGAAAAUGAGGAGGAUGGAGAUGGAGAUGAUGAUGAAGAUGACAGUGAUGAUGAUGAUGAUGAAAUAGAGGGUAAAGGUGGUGUAACUAAAAAGUAAACCACAUUUUUUAAGGUGUUUAUAUGUAAUAUAUUUUCUUCAGUAAAAAGUUGAAGCUGUUUCAUUUCGA